This is a messenger RNA of Balearica regulorum gibbericeps (East African grey crowned-crane), 1550 nucleotides long. The record is from RefSeq and is a predicted model, not a curated record. Lineage: Eukaryota; Metazoa; Chordata; Aves; Gruiformes; Gruidae.
CAGAGGAAGGUGACGCUGUGCUCCGUUGCCUUGCAGGGAUGCCUGGCUGGGAGGUAGGCGACUGAAUGGCAAGCAUGGAAGGGAGAGGACCCUACCGCAUUUACGACCCUGGCGGGGGGACGGAGGAGAAUGGAUCCACAGCCUUUGAGCGGCUGGUGGAGGAGAACACCCGGCUGAAAGAGAAGAUGCAGGGGAUCAAGUCUAUCGGAGAGCUGCUGGAGGAGUCCCAGGUGGAGGCAUCCAAGCUGCGACAGAAAGCAGAGGACCUUGUGAAGGACAACAAAAUGCUUAUUGCAUCAUCUUCCUUGGAGGACCUGGUGAAAACUGGAGCUGUCGGCCCUGAUCCCAGCUCCACACAGGCCACCCCGGGCAGCACCCAGCCAGACGUGGAACCACGGAAAUCUCCUCCCAGUGGAUCCUCCUCGGAGUUCGAGAUCGUUGCUGUUGAAGCACAAGGGUUUCCCCAGGAGAGCGGGAGAGCGGACUUGGAGCAGCCACCAAAUGAGGAUAGCAACCUGUUGCCCCAGCUGCAGCAGCUGGAGAGCACGCUGAGCGGCUGCACCAAGGAGGCCAGCAAGGACCAGGUCUUCGUGCGCAUGGGCUACAUGGCCUCCGAGCUCAAGCGCCUGGCUUCCAAGGUGCACAAGAACGAGCAGAGAACAUCGUUCCUGCAGACGCUGUGUGAGACGCUGCAUAGUGAGAACAAGGAGCUGCGAACCAAGCUGGAGCGGGACCUGGAGCAGAGAAACCAGGCACUGGAGAAGCUCAGUGGGAAGAGGGAAGCUGCGGAGCAGAAGCAGCAGAGCGGGGCCGCGGUGGAGAAGGCGCCGGGCAGAGGAGAGCUGGAGGCCAAGGAGAAGAAGGUGAAGAUCCUGGAGCACCAGCGCAGGGAGCUGCUGGAGGUGAAUAAGCAGUGGGAUCAGCACUUCCGAGCCACGAAGCAGAAGUACGAGCAGAAGGUCACAGACCUGCACCAGGAGCUGGCCGAGGCCCGGAGGGCACUGACCGAGCUGGAGGCAGAGCGGGAGCAAAAGCAAAGGGAUUUUGACCGCAAGCUGCUCCUGGCCAAGUCCCGGAUUGAAACAGAGGAGGCAGAGAAGGAGAGGUUGGCCAUGGAGGUGAGGGACCUGCAGCAGAGGAUGCGGUUCCUGCAGGAGCAGCUGGCUCCGGUCACCAGGCAGCGGGAGUACCAGGAGAAGGAGAUCCAGAGGUUGAACAAGGCACUAGAGGAGGCCCUGAAUGUCCAGGCCUCCCCACCACCCAUCUUUGGUAGCACCAUGGAGCCAGUGGGGAAGGUGCCACAGCAGGAGCUGCUGACCCAGAACGAGCUCCUCAAGCAGCAGGUAAAAAUUUUUGAGGAAGACUUCCAGCGGGAGCGGAGUGACAGAGAGAGGAUGAACGAAGAGAAGGAAGAGCUGAAGCAGCAGCUAGAGAAGCUGCAGAAGCAGUUGGUCCUUUCCAACAACCAGCUGCGAGCCUCCAAGGACGACUGCCAGAGGGAGAAGGAGGAAAAGGAGAAGCUGAAGAAGCUGCUGAAACAGCACAAGCAG